Molecule: messenger RNA, 1137 nt
Organism: Trichoderma harzianum CBS 226.95
Lineage: Eukaryota; Fungi; Ascomycota; Sordariomycetes; Hypocreales; Hypocreaceae
Exons: 1
Coding region: 130-753 (207 amino acids)
Source: RefSeq, a predicted model, not a curated record
ACCCACCAAUUGUUCCUCGAUGCUCAAAGUCAUUGGUGAGGUUCUUGAUUGCAAUACAGCAGUUGUUUGGAUAAAUCAUUAUCUUCGUACCUAGAUGCAACCCGAGCAUUUCACUGUUAGUAUAGACGAAUGGGGUUUAGGGUUUCUCUCUCAUCUCCUCUGAAGUGGCCUUGGGUCGAAAAGGAUGCCCGGUGGCGCUUUGGGGAUUUUACCAUUUCCGGUAAUGUACCUUGGCAAUACCACCAAUGCCACCUCUUACACACUGCAGCUUGCAGGCCGCUAAUGCUCUCUCGCCAUUGCAACGCCAAUGGCCAGGAGAAGCUUUCUGCGUAUGUCAAAACCAAGAGCUGCCUUCUCAUGCACCUCACCAUGGAAGUCCCCCAAUUCUCUAUAGCCAGCCUUGAUCUUAUGCCGUGCCGUGGCUUCGGCACCGGAUCCCAAGACCAGGCGGCAAAAGUACAUGCUUUGUACGCGCCGGUGGAGGCAACGGGCCGGGCGAGCGACGCCGCAAGGGGGCCGAGCCGCAGACUAGCUUCAAGCCCGAUGAUUCGACAGCCCAAUCUCCACGUGAGGGCGUCGAGUGUGUCUCAUGAGGAGCUGCAGGGAGGAGUCAGAGGCAGCCUGAGGAGACAACUUGGUGUGAGGCAUCGAGGACUGACAGGGGCAGAGAGUCAGGUCAUGCUGCCGAUUCACGGACAGGGAGGCUGCCGGCACAGCCUAGAGAGAGUCACGAGCCGCCUGUCUGGUGGAUGAUUCGAGGAGACGCCGAUGAGGAGACGCAGUCGAAAUGCAGUCGAGAUGCAGGCGAAGAGGUACCUGGCAAAGACAGCACAGUGUGUUCAUGCAUUCGCUACUCGCUUCCGCCAGAGUGUCUAGCGGCUUAUGCAAGGUGAAGUGUGCGCGCUUCAUCGCAUGCAUCUUUGGGUUUGGUGAUAAUGCAAGAAAACUGGUGCUAGAAGAUCGAGGCUGCUGGGAUAUUGUGAGUUGUAUCUUGUGAGUUGUAUCGUAUCCCAGUACUCCGUACUCCAUUCUUCGUACACCAAAAUAUUACGAGCCUUCAUGGGCAAGCACGGAAUUCCUUAGACUGGCAGGCAGCACCUUCCCAUCGCCUUUCCCCUCCAACCCCACACGUGAUGU